Molecule: messenger RNA, 705 nt
Organism: Culicoides brevitarsis
Lineage: Eukaryota; Metazoa; Arthropoda; Insecta; Diptera; Ceratopogonidae
Gene: Gdap2
Product: protein GDAP2 homolog
Exons: 4
Coding region: 115-705 (196 amino acids)
Source: RefSeq, a predicted model, not a curated record
AAUAAUAAAAAAAAGUAAAUAUUGGACGUGAGUCAGUGUUAAAUAAAAUUUUGCGUUUUAGGUUUUUAAAUAUCGAUUGUAAAUAAAUAAUUAAACAAAAAUUAAAUAAAAUAAAUGGAAACCACAAUAGACUUUGAUACAGAUAGUAAUGGAGAUUCACGGUACGAUCAACUUUUGAAACAGUCAUCCGUGGAAGACUUGCGUGAAAUUAGUGGCGUUGGUUUCUUAUACCAAAGUGGUUUUGAUCGUUUGAACAGACCUGUAAUAGUUCUCUGCGGAAAAUGGUUCAAGGCGAACAAAUUGAACCUUGACAAGGUCGUGUUGUAUAUAAUCAGCCUUUUGGACUCGAUUGUGAAGAACGAUUACGUUAUGGUUUACUUCCAUACCCGAACUGAAUCAGCCAAUGUCCCUCCGCUAUCCUGGAUAAAAGAAUUAUACUACACUCUAACAUAUAAAUAUAAAAAAAAUUUGAAAUCUUUUUAUAUAGUACAUCCAACUGUUUGGACAAAGAUGAUGACUUGGUGGUUUUUGACCUUCAUGGCUCCUGCAAUAAAGCAUAAAGUACAUAAUGUCGAAGGGUUGGAAUAUCUAUAUAGCGCCAUCGCCAAAGAUCAGUUGGAGAUUCCAGCUUAUAUUGUUGAGUACGAUAUGACGAUCAAUGGACUUCACUACGCUGAAGUCAAUAGCAAUAGCUUGAAUGAAUGA